AUGACUUCACACGAGAAGACCACAGGUCCUACUCAGGACACACCCCACUCCGUGACUGAGUAUGAAAGUGAUGGCUCCCAGUCGGGAGUGGGAAAGAAAUCGCUUGGCCACUACCUCCGUCAAGAGGUUCGAGCCUCCAUGUUCACAGAACUCCAGCUUGUUAUUCUCACAUUCUGCACCGGAAUACAAGAUGCCACAACCUUCCCCGACUAUCACUGCUUCGCAUCUAACCAAACAGGAAACACAGUGUUUCUUUGUUUGGCCCUCAUUCUCCCCGAACUGAACGGCGAAAUGUUCUUCACAGCCAACAUUGGCAUGGCAUUGGGCCUCUUCCUAGGAGCUGGUUGGCUGACCGGUCAGCUCAGUCACAUCAUCGGGUCCCGAAAGAGGUGGUGGUUGAUACUGUGUAACCUGGUCCAAUCGAGCUGCGUCCUUGGAGCGGCGGCGAUUCAGUACCGGCAUGGGAUCAAGUCCCAGGGGUCAGAAGCUUUGGCGGUUGUUGGAUUACUAGCAUUUGCUGCGGGAAGUCAGGUUGUCCAAUCUAGGAGUCUAUCAAUGACAGAGAUCAGCACAGCCAUGGCUACGGCGGCGUGGGUGGAUCUCAUGAUUGACCAGAAUCUCUUCGUGUUGAAGAAUAGGCCACGGACUCGGCGAGUGGCAUUCCUUCUGGCUCUCGUGGUAGGUUCCCUUGUUGGAGCCGCCAUAUACCGGGAAGUGGGAUCAGCUACCGCCAUUGCAGUCUCGGGAGGUGGAAAGUUGAUUGUGACAUUGCUCUACUUGUUUUCUCCGGCGCAAAAGGCCAAGAAGGAGCAGUCACCCGCAUAA
This is a messenger RNA of Pochonia chlamydosporia 170, 825 nucleotides long. RefSeq lists its product as hypothetical. Bases 1 to 825 code for a protein of 274 amino acids. Lineage: Eukaryota; Fungi; Ascomycota; Sordariomycetes; Hypocreales; Clavicipitaceae. The record is from RefSeq and is a predicted model, not a curated record. The transcript is spliced from 2 exons.